Messenger RNA from Temnothorax curvispinosus, 4462 nucleotides. RefSeq names its product membrane-bound transcription factor site-1 protease-like. The transcript is spliced from 13 exons. Lineage: Eukaryota; Metazoa; Arthropoda; Insecta; Hymenoptera; Formicidae. Gene Ontology annotation, cellular component: Golgi apparatus. The record is from RefSeq and is a predicted model, not a curated record. Gene Ontology annotation, molecular function: serine-type endopeptidase activity. Bases 969 to 4316 code for a protein of 1115 amino acids. Gene Ontology annotation, biological process: proteolysis.
UGAGAUCCAUUUUGUCUAUUUUAUACUUUGUAAACAAUAAUAUAAAUUUAUAAUAUUAUUUGUAUAUAUGUAUGAUACUGAUACUUCAACAAUGUUUUAGGAUUGAAAGUUAACCUUAACCUAACCUAAUAAAUUUUACUUUUUUUUAAAGUAACUCUCAAUUCUAAAACAGACUAAAAAACCAUUAAAAAAGAAAUUAAUAUGCUCAUUUAUUAUGUGUGAUAUAUAAAAUACUUUAUCUUGUGAGGUCGCUUAAUGGCCAGGCCGGGAAAUAAUAUUAUUUUAUAUAUAUAUAUAAAUGUACAGGGUUGGGUACGUCCCUACAAAACGCUCUUUCAGACCCGGGUAAUAAAGUAUCAUUUCUAAUUCUAAUAUAAAAUACUUUAUCUAAUUUUAAUAUUAUACUCUCUUACUUAUCACAGCAACGGCCAACGUUUUCGCGGUGUAUAGAGACAAUUGCGCUUAUAUGUUCUAAGAUCCCGCGUUUAUAUUCAAAUUUAGUAGAGUUUACUCUCCUAACCCACCUCGGAAGCAGGGUUCAUAGAGUUAACUCCGGGGUUACUUUACUCUCACUUUUGGAACGAAUAGGCUCCGCCCAUAUAGUUACUUACUUCGCGUUUUGGAACGGCGUAGGGUUAACCCUGCUACUCAGAGUAGAGUUUUGGAACGUACCCCAAGUGCAGCUAAAAAGAAACAGACAACAGACCCUAGGGUCAUUUUGGACUGCUCGAACUAAUUGAUCCAAAGACUCAAUUUCAAACCGCGCCACGAGCUGAUUACAAAAACUACAAAUUCUCCAUCACAGAACACAAAAAGUAUGUGAUCGAAGAAGUGAGGAGCAUUCUUGUAUUUAAAAAAAGAAAAGGAAAAGUUGCUCUUGUCACUCGAAAAUAUUUUCACAUCUUAGCUUAGUGCCUGCUACAUCCUUGGCUAAGUAUGAAGCAUAGUUCUCAGUCAGAAUCAAUAGUAUGAAGCUACACACAUGUUUACUAUAUGUCUCCUUGUUACUUUCGCUCUGCGUUCUUUAUGGAUCGAGCCGUAAUUAUCCAAACAGCAGCUCUGAAAAACAUGACGAUAAUGAUUGUAUCGCAGAAUCUCCACUGUGUAAAACACAUGUGUCUUUAGGCCCAUCCUGUCAUGAUACUCAAGAAGUUCAAGUCGCAUUUUCUUCUAGUGUAGUCGAAAAUGAGUAUAUAAUCAAAUUCAAUGGUUACUAUAGAGCAUGUGCACGAGAAAAUUAUAUAAGAGCUGCUUUAAACUUGUCUAACAUUGAGAACUGGAAGAUCAUAUUGCGCAACAAUGCAGCAUCUGUGUAUCCUAGCGAUUUCGAUAUUAUACACUUAAAAGAGACGGAUAAAUAUGAAGGGCUUAGGGCUUUAAGUAAUCAUCCAUUUGUAAAGACUGUGUCACCGCAAAGACUUAUACGUAGAACUUUAAAAUUUAUCAAUAGAACGUCAAGUGAUUCUGAUAUCUUAGCACAUAAGAACCCCAAAAGAAGAAUCAAUGAUCAUAAUGUUCAGCCUGGGCAAUCAACAAACAGACAUACAUCUCGAAAAUUAUUAAGAGCUAUACCGAAACAAAUUACGUCUUUACUUGAAGCUAAUGUCUUGUGGAAAAAGGGUAUUACUGGGAAAUAUAUAAAAGUAGCGAUAUUCGACACUGGGCUUGCCGCUAGUCAUCCACAUUUUAAGAAUAUCAAAGAGAGGAUAAAUUGGACGAAUGAAAAUACUCGAGAGGAUAGCCUAGGCCACGGGACGUUUGUAGCUGGUGUUAUCGCGUCAUCCUCUAGAGAUUGUUUUGGUUUUGCUCCAGAUGCGGAUCUUCAUAUUUUUCGCGUUUUCACAAAUGCUCAGGUGUCUUAUACCUCAUGGUUCUUGGAUGCAUUCAAUCAUGCCAUAUUUCGCAAGGUGACAGUGUUAAAUCUGAGCAUUGGCGGUCCAGAUUUUAUGGACCAGCCAUUCGUCGAUAAAGUGUGGGAGGUUACAGCUAAUGGUAUCAUUAUGGUGUCUGCUAUUGGCAAUGACGGACCUUUAUACGGCACUUUAAAUAAUCCUGCCGAUCAAAUGGAUGUGAUUGGUGUAGGAGGCAUCAAUUGGGACGAUCAAAUAGCAAGGUUCUCUUCGCGCGGCAUGACCACGUGGGAAUUACCUUAUGGAUAUGGUAGAAUCAAACCUGACCUAGUCAUAUAUGGAUCAGGAGUAAGAGGGUCCGCUUUGCAGAAUGGAUGUAGAAGUCUCUCUGGUACCUCCGUUUCUAGUCCUGUCGUUGCCGGCGCGGUAGCGCUAUUAGCUAGUGCAUUUGUAGAUACAAAUGUAUCUAAAAUUAAUAAAGAGAAGGUAACACCGGCAAGUAUGAAACAAGUGUUACUGAAUUCAGCCCGUCGCUUACCUGGGAUUGGUAUGUUCGAGCAAGGCGCAGGAAAAUUAGAUCUCUUGCGGGCAUUUCAUCUCUUAGAGUCAUAUACUCCUACUGUCACGCUCCAUCCAAGUUACAUAGAUUUGACGGAGUGUCAAUAUAUGUGGCCGUACUGUACUCAAGCUAUAUAUCAUACCGGUAUGCCCACAAUAGUCAAUGUAACUAUAAUAAAUGGUUUGGGUGUGGCUGGAAAUGUAGUAAAUCUUACCUGGCAUCCGUAUGCCGGUAAUGGCAAUGGUGAACAUAUUGAUGUGGCGAUAACGCACAGCGAUGUCUUGUGGCCAUGGUCCGGUUGGUUAGCAGUUGCUAUAACAGUCCCAUCAACAUCCCACGAUUGGCAGGGCAUCACACAAGGUCAUAUCUCACUCACGGUUGAGAGCGAUGGCGCAGGCAAACCACGGCAAUCAACAAUAACACUCCCAUUGCAGGCAAAAGUCAUACCCACACCUCCUAGGCAUAAACGUAUCUUAUGGGAUCAGUACCAUAACUUGCGAUAUCCACCUGGAUAUUUUCCUAGAGAUGACUUGCGCGUAAAGAACGAUCCUCUCGACUGGAACGGAGAUCAUAUACAUACAAACUUUAAAGACAUGUAUCAACAUUUACGUAAUGCCGGAUAUUAUCUUGAAGUGCUUGGCUAUCCGUUCACUUGUUUCGACGCGAGACAUUACGGGACCCUACUUAUCGUAGAUACGGAAGAGGAAUUUUUCCCUGAAGAAGUGGUAAAGCUAAAACACGAUGUGGAAGAAGACGGUUUAUCAGUAAUUGUAUUUGCAGACUGGUAUAAUACUGCAGUCAUGCGAAAAAUAAAGUUUUAUGACGAGAAUACCCGUCGAUGGUGGAUACCUGAGACGGGAGGUGCCAAUAUUCCAGCUAUAAACGAUCUGCUUUAUCCUAAUUGGGGUGUGGCAUUUGGCGACGAAGUACGAAACGGUCAGUUCACUCUUGGCCAACAUGCGCCAGUCAUAUUCGCGUCUGGCACUACACUAACUAGAUUUCCAAAAGGCGGAAUCGUUCUGUAUGCAGAGUUAUAUGACCAAGGUCAAGAACUUUUGGAAAAAGAAUCAGGGAUACCUAAGCUUGUACCGAUACUCGGACUUUUACAAGUGACUAGUGAGAAAGAUGUUGAAAUGACACAUAAUGACAAGAUUAAUAACGAAGUUGAUCAAGCAGAUCAGAAUGACGAUGUCAAAGAGCAGACGAGUAUGUCCGGUAGACUCGUUGUUUAUGGAGAUUCAAAUUGUAUCGAUGACAGCCAUUUACAAAAAGCCUGUUUUUGGAUGCUCGAUGCUAUCUUAGAAUACACAACGACAGGUUAUGUACCUACUGUUUUCAUGGAUGAAAAUCAGAGGGAGCACAAGACUGUUAAAACGACUAGUAGUAUAGAGACUGGAGAAUUACCACGUCGAAUGAAAGAAAAUCAUUUUAGUCGCCACAGUAAAGUAUUAAUGACUAAUGAGCCAGCAGGCAGUUUCAGAUCUCUUCCAUUAUGUAUCAUCCCUGUAUAUGCCAUGCCUGUACCAGUUAAUGAAUCUGUGCCAAUAGAACUUUACAAGCCUCAGAAGCUGCUCUCUAUGGGAGAUACCAUGAGCGCGGCAAAUUCAGUAGUACAGGAUACAGACACUUUGUGGCUUAAGAGACGAGUUGGUGGAGCUAGUAUCCCUACGUUGCAAAAUCUCGACACAGACAUUUUGGCUUAUGAUACAAAAGAAAAUCAGGGAAAUGAACAAAUAAUUGUAUACCAAUGGAAAUACGUAAUAGUAAUAGUUAUUAUAGUGAUAGCUUUCGUGUAUUUGUGUAAUCAUUUGGGAUUGAACAGACAUUCGCGCAGGAAACGUAUUAUACUCAGAAUAUUUAGAGCCAUUCGAGCAUUAGUUGUGCGAAGGAUACCUGCGCAAAUGUAACUUGAUAAUUUCGCACAAACCAUUACUGUGUAUUGUACAUAAAACGUAUAAUUAAGGUAAUUUUUUUAGGAAAUUGGGUAUAUUUAAAUUCCAAGACAUUUAUAUGCAAAUUAGAUAUUAUGUGCCUUUAAAACAUACAAUAUGAC